Theobroma cacao (cacao) is the source of this 891-nucleotide messenger RNA. NCBI's taxonomy places the organism in Eukaryota, Viridiplantae, Streptophyta, Magnoliopsida, Malvales, Malvaceae. The record is from RefSeq and is a predicted model, not a curated record.
AUGGAGGUUUCAUAUUACCUAGUGCUGGUAACCUCUUUUCUUUUCCUCAUACACAAACUCUUCAUAAGAAACAGAGUGGUCCGAAGAAACUUGCCACCAAGCCCACCUGGUCUUCCUAUAAUAGGCCAUUACCACCUUCUGAAGAGGCCAGUACACCUUACCCUCCAUGAUCUCUCCAAGAAAAAGAUUGCUGAAUACGAUUUCACCACGCUUGUGACCUGUCCAUAUGGACACCACUGGAGAAACCUUCGCCGUCUCACUGCCAUUGAAAUUUUCUCAUCAGCACGCAUCCAAGGGACUUCAAGCAUCCGUGCCGAAGAAAUCCACUUCCUGGUCAAACAACUGUUCAAGAGCUCUUUCAGGGAAGUGGAAAUUGAGUCAUUCUUUUACAUCUUGACUUUCAAUAUUAUGAUGAAGCUAGUUGCUGGACACAGGUAUUUGGAUGAUGAUGUGCAUUCGGAUAAUAAUAGAGGCAUGAUCAAUGAUCUAAAGCAGAUGUUUAAUCCAACUGUCAACCUUUCGUGGAGUGACCACUUUCCCAUCUUGAGGUGGUUGACUUUUCAAGGGGCGGAUAAGAGGAUCCUGAAAACGCAUGUGGAGAAGGAUGAUUUUCUGCAAGCUCUAGUUGAUAUGCGCCGACGUGUUGUUUCUUCUCCUUCUAUUACGGAUGGGGAGAGGAAGCGACCGAUUAUAGAUGUUAUGUUAUCGUUGCAGGAAUCAGAACCAGAUUGCUACACUGAUGAAAUCAUCAAAGGAAUAAUAAUGGUAAAACCUAGAGAAAUAUGUUUUCAUCUGCUUGAAAUGAUUUGCAUUUUCUGUAAGUAUGAACUUGUAGUGAGUUGCAUUUACGUGUUAGAGAUAUCAAUACCUACUGAAUUUGCUAGAAUAUAG